This is a messenger RNA of Glossina fuscipes, 621 nucleotides long. It is a transcript of the gene Polr3K, whose product is annotated as DNA-directed RNA polymerase III subunit RPC10. Gene Ontology annotation, cellular component: RNA polymerase III complex. NCBI's taxonomy places the organism in Eukaryota, Metazoa, Arthropoda, Insecta, Diptera, Glossinidae. Gene Ontology annotation, biological process: termination of RNA polymerase III transcription; regulation of DNA-templated transcription; DNA-templated transcription. Bases 282 to 608 code for a protein of 108 amino acids. The transcript has 2 exons. Gene Ontology annotation, molecular function: nucleic acid binding; zinc ion binding; DNA-directed RNA polymerase activity. The record is from RefSeq and is a predicted model, not a curated record.
GAACAUACGCUCUUUUCUUCUCUUGCGAAAUUUUUCCAUCCACAAUAAAUUUUGUUAAAGUUUAGAACUUCAGAACGAUCUUCCUAUACUUAUUGAGCCUUCUCUACGCGGCAUUCGUUGUUGAAAAGAAAAAGAAGGGCUGCGAUCGAUCAGUGCAAGUAAUCAAUCUUCGAAAUUGAUAAUGUUGGAAGAAAGUUAGUUGAUAUCACUACAAGUUUACGCAGCUUUAUUGAAUCUGAAGGUUUAAUCACGUGUUCGCAUAUUUUCCUUUAUAUUGAGUAAUGUUGCUGUUUUGCCCUAAUUGUAGUAACAUUUUAUUGGUGGAACAGGGAGUUUCUAACUAUCGAUUUUCAUGUAACACUUGCCCCUACAUAUUCAAUAUCAAUAAGAAAACAUCAACGAAAACCUUUCCACGUUUAAAAGAGGUGGAUCAUGUUAUGGGCGGUGCUGCAGCGUGGGAGAAUGUAGAUUCCACAGAUGCUGAUUGCCCCGCUUGUUCUCAUAAGAAGGCGUAUUUCAUGCAAAUGCAAACUCGUUCAGCCGACGAACCCAUGACAACGUUUUACAAAUGCGCUAAUCAACUGUGCGGUCAUAAUUGGCGCGAUUAAAGAGAACAAAUUU